Messenger RNA from Delphinapterus leucas (beluga whale), 7455 nucleotides. It is a transcript of the gene SPAG1, whose product is annotated as sperm associated antigen 1. Gene Ontology annotation, molecular function: protein binding. The record is from RefSeq and is a predicted model, not a curated record. Gene Ontology annotation, cellular component: cytosol. NCBI's taxonomy places the organism in Eukaryota, Metazoa, Chordata, Mammalia, Artiodactyla, Monodontidae.
CCGCAGCACGUGGGAUCUUACCAGACCAGGGCACGAACCCGUGUCCCCUGCAUUGGCAGGCAGACGUUCAACCACUGCGCCACCAGGGAAGCCCUGCCAUGUUCCUUCUUGAGCUGGUCCUUUUUGUACAAGAGUCCCAAUAAAUAUCUCUUUAUGACAGCCUCCUAAACCACAACUCAUUGGGUAAUGUUGCUCUUAACUAUUCUAAUUUCAUCAUAGGUCCUUUGUGUAUCAAUAGUUUAAUUGAAUACUGUUAUUUCGUUAACUAGACAGUGGUUUAAUGGGAAAAGUAUUAACCACUGGAACUCAAGACCAUCGUUUCAGUUAUCUCUUCGUGUCCCCAUCGUCUAUAAAAUGGAUGUAAUUUUACCUCUUGCCUACCUGGACAGUUUUAAGAAAAGGUAAAAUAGAUAUAAAAUUGCUUUUAAAAGAUCCUUUUGAAUAGUACUCUAUAAAUAUAAAAAUCAGUAAAUCUGAGCUUGAAGCUAAUACAUAACUUGUCCCCUACUAAACUGCUUACCAAUGGCUGUAGACACGCAGGUCCAUCAAAAAUAUGAAUACACGGAAAUUGGUUCAAAUCCAGCGCUGCUACUCAGUUACUGGCCAGUUUAUUUCUUUUGACUUCAGCUUGUCAAAGUCAAGGAAUUAAUGAUAGUUCAGUGCUUUUGGACUCUGAAGCUAUCUUCAGAGAUUGAAGUUAAUGACAUUCAAAACUAGUAGAUGAAAUCAUAAAUGACCAAUUUUAAGAAGAUUAAAAUAUCACAUAAAGUGAGAAAGUGUAAACUGAGAACGCGUAAAAACAAGUUGCCUCCUUACAUGUACAAAUACAUGCACAUCCCUCCACCCUCCACCCUCUGCCCAGACUUAAAAGAUUACUGGGUCUGUUCUGUGGGAACGGACAAUAUAGGGACGGGAUGGUGGGAAGCCAGUUAGCGGCCACCUGUAAAAGUUCAGGCUAAGAGUAAUGGUGGCUGGGCCAGGGUAGGCGUAGAGGGAGUGAGAAGUAGCUGGUUGUGAGAUAUGUUUUGAAGUUGAAUAGGACUUACUUGUGAAUUGGUUAGUACUUAGGAGCACAGGAAACAGUAUGGACUUUGGCAAAAGGCUUUGGGUCCGUAUUCCUAGAGUGUCCCUUGUUGUAUGUCAGUGACUACCAAGAUUCACUUUCCUUAUUUGUAAAAUGGGCAUGAAAUAAUAGCACCUAUGUCAAAGGUUUGCUGCAAGAUAAAAUUAAAUACUCCAUAAAAACUCUUAAUCUAAUAACUGUUAACACCAUUACAGAAAGUAUUAGCAUUUUCUGCACAGGUGCUUGUAUCAGUCUUAGGAUUAGUCUCAGUUACUGGUCUUGCUGUUUUCCAUACUCUUUAGCUUGCUGAUUGUAGAGUCCUAACUGCUGGACCACUAGGGAAUUCCCAGCUUGCUCAUUGUAAAAUAGAAAUUGCACAGCACUGUCUUGCUGAAAAUUCUUAGUAGCUUCCCAUUUUGAUAAAACGAAAACUAUUGGGAAUAGUAUAUUUGGGAAUAGUAUAGACUCCUUUCCUGCCUCUGUCACCACUUCAACCCACCUCUCAAUCUUGGUUUUAAGGAGAUGUUUGCAGUUCCUUAAGCAGAUAACGGACCUUUUUGCCUGUGCUCCUGCCUUUCUCUCUGCCUGAAAUGACCUGUCUUGUGUUCUUCCCCAGUGUCAGAAUGCCAUCUAGUUUUCUGUAUUAUUGUGGGAAGUGCAAAACUAUUCUUCCUAAUGCUUUGUAUGUGACCUGUUUUCGCUCUAGAAACUUAGAAUUUUCUUUGCCAGUGUCCUGAAAUUUUGCAGUUUGUGCCUUGGUAUGGGUCUGUUUUCCUUCCCUGUUUUGGUCACUUGGUGGGUGCUUUCAGUCUGGAAACUCAAGCUCUUCAAUUCUGGAAAAUUUCCUUGAAUUGAUAACUUCCUACCCUCAGUAUUCUCUCUAGAUCUUUUAAAUCUAAUAUUAGACCUAACUUUUUCAUCUUUUUCGAUUUCCUUUUUUUUCUUUAUCUGCUCUGUGAAAGAUUUCUUCAACUUUACUUUCUAAUCCAUCUAUUAAUUAUUGGACGCAAUGUCUUUAUGAAGAUGAUAGUGGUAAUUUUCAUUUGCCUGCAUAGUCCAUUUCCUUUGAGUUAGUUUUUAUCCUGCUUGUUUAUUCAGCAUAAUUGUAUAUGUACAUAAUUGUAACCAGAAAAAAACCAAAGUGUGCGUGAAAGGAAAAUUACAGGGCACGUGGAAUUGCAACUCUUAUUUCUCGGCUAACGUUCUUCUGUUCGGGUGAAGCUGGGUCUGCAAGGCCCAUCAGCCGAAUGGCAAACCGGAGACUAGCCUGUCAUCACGCAGAGGCCCUAAUCCCCGCCCCCGGCGGUCCGCCGCAAGCCCUCGGGUGCCGGAGUGGGGUGAGUGGCCCGGGGCGACACGCCCCUCCUUGGUUACGAGCCGCGCGACUGGUGUGUGGCUGCGGCUUCCGCAAGGCUUGGGGUCUGAACCAGGUGAGUAUCUGCAGGCCAGGAGUAAACUACCUCUCUCCAUCGCAAUCCCUUCCUCUGGGAGCCGGGGUGGAAGACGGACCCGGAGGAGCAAAUGCGCUAUCGGACUGCAGUUGGAGGAAUGUCCUUGUCGGCCGGGGCAACAGCCUGGGGGCCUUCUGUUUCUCGGGGCUGACGGUGGCGGAUGUUGGGGCAGAGCGGCAACGCGGAGGUGGUGGUGCGGCGGGGAGGUUCCCGGGCUCUGGCGGCGGCCACCGGUCCUUGUGAACAAAGCAGAGGAAUGGGGAGAAGUUUCGUAGAGUCCUAAAGUGCCCCUUGACCGUUGCGGGUUGGCUGUAGAGCUCUCGGAUCUCAGGCAGUCCCUGACCCGCGCUGUACAUAGAAACCGUUGCUACUGCUGGAGGAUGCCGUUUCCUUCCGGUCUCUGGCUGCAGGUGGCGCCCAGCCCUGUGGCUGCUGGAAAGAACGUGCCUAGGUGGAAGAAAACCAUUUUUCGUGUUACUAGCCCAUUGCAGUUUGUGCUGGAGGUAUUACUGAUAUACUGAUUAGGAAAUAUGGGAAAUGGAUGUGGAUUAGGACGGUGGAGAAGAAAUUAACGCCAAUUAGGACCAAAGUUUUUUCUAAUCAGGGGCAAAGAAAUUGCAAACAGAUGUGGAAGAGUUCUAAGUAGAGCAAACAAAGUAUUGUAUGACUUGGUUUUUGGAGUUUGAGAGUUAACGUUUAGUGGUCUUGAGAAUCUCUCCUACCCACCCCCACCCCCCCAAGUGGUAGUUUUCAAAAAGGAUUCUCAGAAACGUUGAAACAGUGUUCAGAAUAAAAUUCGCUUGAUUAGGUAAGAGGUGUCUUUAUCAUUUCAAGUGUUUUUCACCAUAUUUUAUUCAAAUCAUAAAAUCUCAGGGGCUUCAAGAUUCCAUUGGCAGGCAGAUUCUUAACUACCACGCCACCAGGGAAGUCGGUAUAUAGUAAUUUAGCCCGAUGAAUGUUAACUGUUCUUAUCAGGGAGAGAGAAUUUACAAUGAGUAGCUUCCUCCUUAGAAGAAAUACUCCAUCUCCUUUUCUAUGGAAAUGAAAAAUAAAUAAUACAGAAGUACCUAGAUGGUUACUACUAUCCAAAUUGAGUAUUAAUGUAUACAUUAGAUUCAUAACUAUUUUCCUACACUAUAUUUCAGCCAUGACUGCCAAAGAUUAUCCAUCAUUGUGGGGCUUUGGAACAACAAAAACAUUUAAAAUACCUGUUGAACAUUUGGAUUUCAAGUAUAUUGAAAAAUGUUCAGAUGUUAAACACUUGGAAAAAAUUCUUUGUGUGCUCAGGUCUGGUGAGGAAGGAUAUUAUCCUGAACUUACUGAAUUUUGUGAAAAGCGCCUUUCAGGCUUGGCUCCUGGAAGUAGAGCUUUGAGGAGAGAGAAACCUGCAGCGACAGCAGCCAGUUUCACAGCAGAAGAAUGGGAAAAAAUUGACGGUGAUAUAAAGAGUUGGGUAUCAGAAAUUAAAAAAGAAGAUGAUAAAAUACACUUUCAAGAAAAUGAAACAUUUCCAGCAAUGGAAGAUAAUUUGCCUCCAGUUCGUGGUUCAACCAGCCAUCUUCAUGUUGCCAAGGAAAAAAACUCUAAAAGUAGACCAGCUAAAAAGAAAAUUCCAAGGGAUUAUGCAGAGUGGGAUAAAUUUGACGUGGAAAAGGAAUGUGCGAAAAUUGAUGAAGAUUACAAAGAAAAAACUGUAGUAAACAACAAGUUGCAUUUGUCUAAAAUUGAGACAAGACUAGAUACAGCAGGUCUAACUGAGAAGGAAAAGGAUUUUCUUGCUAUUCAUGAAAAGGAGAAAGGUAAUGAAGCUUUUAACGCAGGAGAUUAUGAAGAGGCUGUGAUGUAUUAUACUCGGAGCAUAUCAGUGCUUCCCACAGUAGCAGCCUAUAACAAUCGCGCUCAAGCGGAACUCAAACUACAGAACUGGAAUAGUGCUUUUCAGGAUUGUGAAAAGGUCUUGGAGUUAGAACCUGGGAACUUAAAGGCUCUUCUGCGCCGUGCCACUACGUAUAAACAUCAAAACAAGCUCCAGGAAGCUAUAAAAGAUUUGAAUAAAGUACUGGCUGUUGAACCUGAUAAUGAGUUGGCCAAAAAAACCUUGUUAGAGGUUGAAAGAGAUCUGAAAAAUUCUGAACCUGCAUCUGAGACUCAAACCAAAGGAAAAAGGAUGGUUAUUCAGGAAGUAGAAAACUCAGAAGAUGAAAAUGAAAAGGACAGUGGAAGAAAACAUGAAGAUGGCAUUGGAGAUAACAAGGCCGCGGAGCCGGCGCCUGCCGGACGCGCCGCCCAGCCGCGCGCCAUGGGCAACAUCCAGAAGAAGCUGACUGGCAAGAGCGAGGGCGGCAGGCGGCCGCAGAGGGGCGCGCCGCGGCGGGGCCGGGCGCCGGAGGCCGGGGCGGACAAGCGGGACCGGCCGCGGGCCCCGGCGACGGCGGGCGGCUCCAAUGGACACCCGGGCGGCGGGCGGCGCUCGGGGGGCCCCGCGGCCAGCGCGCCCCCUGGUCCCGGCGCGUACCCCGGACCUGGCGCGCCGCCGGCGCCGGCGCCCGCCGCCCCAGUCGGCCCCGCCGGCCUGAAGAGCCAGGGCAACGAGCUCUUUAAAAACGGGCAGUUCGCCGAGGCGGCUCUCAGGUACUCGGCGGUGAUCGCGCAGCUGGAGCCUGCAGGAAGUGGAAAUGCAGAUGAUCUAAGUAUCUUAUAUUCAAAUAGAGCAGCAUGUUACCUAAAAGACGGAAAUUGCAGUGGCUGCAUUCAAGAUUGUAACAGGGCUCUGGAACUUCGUCCAUUCUCAAUGAAGCCUCUUCUUCGACGAGCAAUGGCCUAUGAAACUUUAGAGCGGUAUCAGAAAGCUUAUGUGGAUUAUAAAACAGUGUUGCAAAUAGACUGCGGAAUCCAGAUAGCAAAUGACAGUGUUAACAGGAUAACAAAAAUCCUAAUGGCCCUGGAUGGACCAAGCUGGCGGGAGAAGCUGUCGCCCAUUCCUGCUGUGCCCACUUCUGCACAGUUGCGAGCUUGGCGGCCUGUGGCAGAGACGCCGCCAGACCAAGUGGGAGGUUCCCGCAGCCAUCACCAACCGGGCAUCACAGAUGAAGAAAUGUUUAAAACCCUUAAAGAAGAAGGAAAUCAAUGUGUAAAGGACAAAAACUAUAAAGAUGCCCUUAGUAAAUACAGUGAAUGCUUAAAAAUUAACAACAAGGAAUGUGCCAUUUAUACAAACAGAGCCCUCUGUUACUUGAAGCUGGGCCAGUUUGAAGAGGCAAAGCAGGACUGUGACCAGGCGCUUCAGAUAGAUCUCGGGAAUGUGAAAGCAUGCUAUAGACGAGCUCUUGCUUACAAAGGACUCAAGAAUUAUCAGAAAAGUUUAAACGAUCUCCAUAAAGUUCUCCUACUAGACCCAAAUGUUAUUGAGGCAAAAAUGGAACUGGAAGAGGUAACCAGAAUCCUGAAUGUUCAGGAUAAUGCAGCAUUACUCAACAAAGAAAAGGAGAGAAGGAAAAUUGAGAUUGAAGAGGUGAAUGAAGGCCAGAAAGAGGAGCCUGAAAGGACCUUGGAGAACGUCUCCACUGACUCCCAUGCUUCUGAGACGGGGGACACAAGGAACGGGCCACGAGAAUUCUAUGAGAAACUACCAAUCCCCAAGCCUAACAAUGCCUACGAAUUUGGCCAGGUUAUAAACGCAGUCAGUACUAGGAAAGAUAAAGAAGCCUGUGCACGUCUGUUAGCCAUCACUGAACCGAAAGACUUGCCAGUGUUGUUGAGCAACAAACUUGAAGGGGAUACAUUCCUGCUCCUCAUCCAGUCUCUGAAAAAUCAUCUUAUUGAUAAAGAUCCUUCUUUGGUAUAUCAGCAUCUUUUAUAUCUGAGUAAAGCAGAAAGGUUUAAAAUGAUGUUGACACUGAUUAGCAAGGGCCAAAAGGAGCAGAUUAAACAGCUCUUUGAUGACCUCUCAGACACACGAAACAAACAUUUUACUUUAGAAGACGUGCAGGCCCUCAAAAGGCAGUAUGAGCUUUAAAUAAAGAUUAUUGUUAGAUUUCUUCCAUGCAUGUAUGUGUUCCAGUAAUGCUAAUGAGAUGGUAUUGUAAUAGAGUUGCAUGGGUAAAACCUGGCUUAGAAAAGAUCCCUUGGUCUGGACUAUAAACUACUUUACUUAUUUUUAUACAUAGAACACAUAUAUUCUACAAUCUGCUUUUUAUUAGUUGUAAAUAUUUUCUUAUGUACCAGAGCUAACAUCUUUAUAUUUAAUAAUAAGUAUAUCUGGAACUCGUUAAGAUGCAUUUUAAUUUAUAUUAUACAUUUUCUUUUAGUAACUUGUUAAAAUUUUGAGUUAAAUUAUACUUCUUUGGGUAUGAAGGAGUCCUGUUAAGUUUGAUAGAAAUGUACUUCUUUACAGUUCAUUUUUAAAAGUGAAAAUCAUUAACAGUGAUUAUUACAUCACUUUUAUUUCCUGCUAAGAUAUAUAUAAAUCCCAUUUUAUACUACUUGUGGAUUACAGGCCUCUAAGAUGAAAUGUAACACUUAAGUCUAUAAUAUGAAAUGAUUAUUAAAUAAAUUGUGAUUAUUAAUUUAGAGCUAUAAGAGGAACUUAUUUUUUUCUAAUAUGGAAGCAUUGCCUAAUAAUUAAGAACAAAAAUUGCCUGAAAUUCUACUACUUUUUACUAGAUUUUUAAAGGCAAGUUUCCCUUAUGUGUUGCUUAUAUAAGCAAUAACGAAACAACCACUGUAUAAAAAGCAACUAAGCCUGCAUUUCUAUUUGAAUUGUCACUCCCACACUUCCCCCAAACAUUUUAAAUGACUUCUCCCUCUUUUUUUCUUUUUUUCCCUCCUCCUUUAAGCAUAAUCAUAUUUAUUCCCUUCGUGCAAAAGGGAAAGUGAAGAACUCUUUAUAUUGAGAGCUCCCUUGUUAACUGGGUCAGAGUAAAGGUGUUUCUUACGAUAAAA